GGAAAAAGGUACAGUGAAGAGUGAGUCCUCUCUGAGUCAAGAGCAUAUCCAUAGCUUUUAAACACAAAAGCUCCAUUUUAUUCUCCUCAUAGCAAAAAAAGUCCCCGCAAAACACAAAUUCAGAAAGGAGAAUAAUGAAAUACGUUUUGGUCACGGGAGGCGUGGUGAGCGGCCUCGGCAAGGGCGUCACGGCCAGCAGCAUCGGCGUCGUGCUGAAGGCCUGCGGUCUCCGCGUCACCUCCAUUAAAAUCGAUCCUUAUUUGAAUACAGAUGCUGGUACAAUGUCUCCGUUUGAGCACGGGGAGGUUUUUGUUCUCGAUGAUGGUGGAGAGGUGGAUCUAGAUUUAGGUAACUAUGAGCGGUUUUUGGAUGUGAGGCUAACAAGAGACAACAAUAUUACUACAGGAAAGAUAUAUCAGUCCGUCCUUGAGAAGGAACGAAGAGGGGAUUAUCUUGGGAAGACCGUACAGGUGGUCCCGCACAUUACUGAUGCUAUUAAGAAUUGGAUUGAAUCCGUGUCUGUUAUUCCUGUGGAUGGAAAAGAAGGCGCUGCAGAUGUUUGUGUUAUUGAACUUGGAGGGACUGUUGGUGAUAUAGAGUCGAUGCCUUUCAUUGAAGCUCUGAGGCAGCUACUGUUCUCAGUUGGACAAAAUAAUUUCUGCCUGAUUCAUGUCAGCCUUAUACCUGUUCUUGGCGUUGUUGGUGAGCAAAAAACAAAACCCACACAGCAUAGUGUGCGAGAACUGAGAGCUUUAGGCUUGACUCCUCAUUUUCUGGCUUGCCGAUCGACCGAGCCGCUGUUGGAAAAUACCAGGCAGAAAUUGUCACAGUUCUGCCACGUUGGCAAUAUUCUUAAUAUCCAUGAUGUUCCCAACAUUUGGCACAUUCCUCUUCUGCUUCGAAAUCAAAAUGCACAUGAUGCCAUUCUUAGACAUCUGGAUUUACUGAAUGUAGCUAGUGCUCCUAAUUUGCAAGAAUGGACCGACAGAGCUGAGACUUUCGACAACCUAACAAACCCUGUACGAAUCGCAAUGGUUGGGAAGUAUGUUGGAAUGGCAGAUUCCUAUUUAUCUGUUGUGAAGGCCCUUUUGCAUGCUUGCAUAGCGUGUUCUUUGAAGCCUGCGAUCGAUUGGAUUGCAGCUUCGGAUCUUGAGGAUGAAAGUGCAAUAUCUACACCAGAAGCCCAUGCAACUGCUUGGAGAACUUUAAGGAAUGCUGCAUGUAUCUUGGUUCCUGGUGGGUUUGGAGACAGGGGUGUGAAAGGAAUGAUAUUGGCUGCAAAAUACGCUCGAGAGAACAGAGUACCGUAUCUUGGCAUCUGCUUGGGCAUGCAGAUAUCCGUGAUUGAGAUUGCCAGAAAUGUAUUGAACUUGCAAAGAGCAAAUAGCAGUGAGUUUGAUAACGAGACUCCAGACCCUGUUGUGAUUUUCAUGCCAGAGGGUUCAAAAACACAUAUGGGAAGCACAAUGAGACUUGGGAGUCGGAGAACAUUACUCCAGACUCCAGAUUGCUUGACAGCAAAGCUGUACCACAACUCAGAGUACGUCGAUGAACGGCAUAGGCACAGAUACGAGGUGAACCCAGACAUGGUUAGCAUUUUGGAAAAAUCUGGGCUAAAAUUUGUUGGUAAAGAUGAAAGUGGAAAGCGCAUGGAGAUUCUGGAGCUCAAGGAUCAUCCUUUCUAUGUGGGGGUUCAGUUUCAUCCCGAAUACAAAUCACGCCCUGGGAGGCCUUCUCCUCCAUUCUUAGGGAACAUUGGGGACCUUGAUGGGAUGAAAAUUCAAAUCCAUGGUAUUUUUGAAAAGAUCUGCAAUGUGCAUACAUCAUAUGCAAGUGGGAGACAUGUUUUGGCCCUUCACCACUUGUGAUCUUUGUGAUGUUUGUGGUGAGAUAGUUUUGUUUAUCAAAUUUGUAUUCGAGCUUUUAUUUAAAAAAAAAAAAAAGAAAAAGAAAGAAAGAA
Striga asiatica is the source of this 1960-nucleotide messenger RNA. Lineage: Eukaryota; Viridiplantae; Streptophyta; Magnoliopsida; Lamiales; Orobanchaceae. The record is from the annotation of a GenBank genome assembly.